GGCAUUAGUCUUUAUCAGCCGGUACACGUCGCACUGCAAUCGUUGAAGAUAAAGGAUUUGCAAACUGUUGUUUAUACCGGCGGUGAGGAGAGGAGCGCGGGGCGUUCAGUGCGCGCGCGAUGCGUCAAACGAUGCACGUGGCCAACUCAACGCAUUAGUCUUCAAUCAGACGCGAAGCAAACAUGAGUGACUGGUCUCUUGGUGGUGGGAGCUACCCCAGCUGCUCAUUCCACCCCUACCCGUACUACCCGAACCCAGAACUGCAGCAGGCCUCGACCUUUCUGCCGCCGCCGCCUCCGCCGCCGCCGCCGCAAGCGCAGCCUACUCUACCGCCGAUGUUGCCGGUUAUCCCGAGACCACCCCGGGCCCAAGCUCCGAAAGGGCCAAGCUCCCGGGAAACCCGAAACAAAGCGGAAAAGCAAAGGCGAGACAAAAUGACCCAAUCGAUCUACCGACUCGCUUCCAUGGUCCCGCCAGUGGCUGCGUCCGCCAAAAAAGUGGACAAGACCAGCGUGCUACGUCUAACUGCGCAUUUUCUGCGCUCUCAUCAUCACGUAUUCGGGAAAAGUUUGUAUCGAGGGCAGAAGUUUACCGUGCAUUUCACUCGCUCAUUUCUCAAAAGUAUGAAGGGGUUCCUUUUAACGAGCACCUACAAGGGGCUCGUGGUGGUGGUUUCACCGAACGUCCAAGAAUUCCUGGGCUAUACUGAGUGCGAGCUACUCGGACAGAGCCUGUUUAGUAUCGUCCAUCCAGAAGAUCGCCAGCUGUUGAGGCAGCAGUUGUUCCCCAAAUGUUGCAGACUGACCUCCAACGGAGAGCUCUUUUUAUCUAAGGAGAUUGAUUCAGAUAAGACUGCUGCUGAGGCCUUGAAGAAUGAGAAACGGGCAUUUCUAUUAAGGAUCCGAAAACAGACACAUUUGCGCUCCGAGCCUGUCCAAUACCUUACCUGUCACGUGGAUGGGAUGUUCCGUAAGUCCGACCGUGCAGGAGUAUACGUCGACACCGUUGUACAAAUCGGACGCCGGGUCAGGUCCAGAGGAAACAACCCGUACGCCAGUGGAAAUGACAUAGUGUUCAUUGGUAUGAUUCGCCCAAUAUCAGAAACCUUCGCCACUGAAAGUAGAAUGGAGUACUACACAAUGGAGUAUCGCACCCGCCACUCCAUCGACGGCGGUAUAAUCCAGUGUGAGCACCGCAUAGCCCUCGUCACUGGUUACAUGGUAGAUGAAGUGAGGGGCGUGAAUGCAAUGAACUUCAUGCAUCGCGACGAUGUGCGCUGGGUUAUCGUGGCUUUACGGGAAAUGUACGUCAACCACCGUUUAAUGGGUGAAUCUUGCUACCGUCUUAUGACGAAGAAUGGUCAGUUUAUAUACAUGAGCACCAGGGGAGCUCUCGAAGUGGACCCUACAUCGAAAGCUACCACUAGCUUCGUUUGCACUAACACUUUGGUACCGGAGAAAGACGGCAUCGAACUUAUAAGGAUAAUGAAGAACAAGUUCUCCUUGAAGAUCAAUAACGAAGAAUUGAAGGACGAAUGCAAUUACAUAAACCCUGAGGGAAAUGAUAAUCAGCAUUUGCCCGUGGAGGACCCUCGUCAACUCGAGCAAGUGAUUUAUCACCUAGUAACUGAUCUACCUUCACCGCAGCUUGACGAAAAUAAUCUGAAGAAUCGUGAUGAUACGAGGACAGAGUUAGCUAUUAUACCACCGGAAAAAGACCAGAUAAAAAAAGCCAUACAAAAAAGCUAUACCGUCAUUAAACAUCUUCGAAAUUUAACCGAUAAUAUGUCUUCUGACGCAGAGCCCCCCAAUUCAGAACAUAAAUCACGCUUCGAAAAUCAACAAUAUGGGCCGAAUCAACAAAAUAGCUUUAUAUUGCCUCAAAAUGAUUCAGUCAUUCGUCAAAACCGGUCAACAGUUAUUCAACAAUCGUUGCCGAUUAUAGAAAUUGACGACGACUGGGACAUCGCCGGACCAUCAACGUCCCAGGCUAAUACAGUAAUUCAAGGACCAAAUGUAAACCAACCUUCAUGGAACUAUGACAAUGUCUGUACCAGCACAUCACAGGAGUACACAGUAACUACCACAACAGGGGAAUUACCAAUAUUGACCAUCAAUCCAGAGGAUGAGAUUUUUGAACCUGAGGGCAAUGCUUCCGUCCCAUCUCAUCCGAAUACCAACAUUCAAUUCGGCUCGUGCAGUUCAACUACCCAGCAAUGCCAAUACCAGCCAAAUUGUACACCGGCGCCGGUAACCGAACCGACUGAAGACAAUUUCUUUAAUUUCGACUUAAUGCCAACGUUUGAUCAUAUUGUAAAAUCCACAACCAUCAACUUUGACCAAAUCCCGGAUAUUGACCUACUGGAGAACUUUCCAGAAGGUAACGAAAUUCAAGAAGAGUACGAAGCUGAGGUUGAACCCUUAGACCAACUUGGGGUCGAGCAACUAAUUGAGACUAGGCCCGUGGGCCUAAUGGGGGCUGGGCCUCCGGUCCUACUUGAAGCUGGGCCUCAAGUAGGGGCUGGACCCCUGACUCUACAUAAUGCUGGGCCCCAGGCUCUACAUGAUGCUGGGCCUCUAACAGAUUUUUUACCUAGAACUCAAGGCAUAGUUGAUGCAGGACGCCAAGCUCAACUGGAGGCUGUCGCUCAACUGGAGGCUGGGGCUCAACUGGAUGCUGGGGCUCAAGAUGAGACCCUGGCAGAACUUCAAGCUCAACUUGAACGCAUUGAUCGCCAACCCCAACCUGAGGCCAUACCGCAAAACCAAGCAGAGGAUGGACUCCAAGACGAAGCAGCCGCUGUAAUGGAACCGACGGCUGAAGAGAUCGAAAUGAGUGAAAUACAAAGACUCCAAGUUGCCGCCAUUAUAGAAGAAUUGAGUGAUCCAUUCAGGUUUUCAGAGGCGGACGAAGAGCCCAUCUAGAAAUACGUUCCUCUUCGAAGGAAGAGGAAUUCACGCGGCCAACUAGUUGGACAGUAAUUGUGAUUCUGUCUUCUAAAGUGCCAAUAUUGACACUGGUGCCGAUUUCUGAUGUACAUAAAAAACUAAACGGCAGGUCAAAAAGUAGUGUAGACCAUUCCAAAAUGAUGCCCGUGCUAAAGGACAGCCUAUUUAUUUAGACCUGUCCAAUUAGUUUAGGAUUUUGUUUCCAACAGAAUUGGCACUAGUGUCUUUAAUAAAAAAUAAAUGGCGCCGAUUAUGACAAAAUUAACUAAGAACUUUUUCUGACAUGUUAUGAAAACAACUCUAAAAAAAAGUAGCAGGUUUUUUUGUGUAAUUUUUAAACCUAUGAGGUCGCGGCUGGGAACAACUGUCUUCUAUGAGAAGAGAGCUUUAGACCAGCAUUAGGAUUAAAGGCUUAUGAGUAUUUAGUAUAAGUAAUUUAAGCAUUCUUGAAAUUGCAGUGGUAAAGGAUGUUUUUGAUUACGAGCCAUCGGUGAGUACAAUUUUUUAACAAUUACUUCGGGAAAUAUUUUACACUGAGUACACUAUUUUGUGUGUUAUCUCUUAUUACUAAUAUAUUCAUUACUUUUCUUGGGAAUAUUUGAAAUCUCCCGGAAGUCUACAUUCACCGGUUUAUUUGAACGACAUUCUACGACGCCCAUAUAUCCGAAAUUAUAUUUUUAUGUAUUUAAAAAGAUCAUCCUUUGAAAAUUUUCCAUCAAAGAAACAUCCUUUAAAAUUUUUUUUUUAUAUCACGUGAACACUGACGUAAAAAGAAAUGGACGUCGAGCUUCCUACAAAGUUUACGAAAAAAGUGUCCCGAGUUAGCCUAUACACACAUAGAAAUUUAAAUAAUUUAAUACAUUUCAAUUUUAAUCAUAUAUAUAAUAUCUUGAAUUUUUAUGAACACUUCACCAAAUAAAUUUUACAUAAAUCUAUUAUGAGUUGGCUUUUGAAACUUCUUAAGCUUCUUCUAAAGCUUAAAACAA
Molecule: messenger RNA, 3934 nt
Organism: Pararge aegeria (speckled wood butterfly)
Lineage: Eukaryota; Metazoa; Arthropoda; Insecta; Lepidoptera; Nymphalidae
Gene: BmMET2
Exons: 10
Coding region: 183-2924 (913 amino acids)
Biological process (GO): regulation of transcription by RNA polymerase II
Cellular component (GO): nucleus; cytoplasm; aryl hydrocarbon receptor complex
Molecular function (GO): protein dimerization activity; RNA polymerase II cis-regulatory region sequence-specific DNA binding; DNA-binding transcription factor activity, RNA polymerase II-specific
Source: RefSeq, a predicted model, not a curated record